Alnus glutinosa is the source of this 335-nucleotide messenger RNA. RefSeq lists its product as uncharacterized. The record is from RefSeq and is a predicted model, not a curated record. The coding region runs from base 12 to 335 and encodes 107 amino acids. NCBI's taxonomy places the organism in Eukaryota, Viridiplantae, Streptophyta, Magnoliopsida, Fagales, Betulaceae. The transcript has 2 exons.
GGAGUAAGACAAUGGCUCCCUCAAUGCAUACUCGGGCAUCACAAAGAGCAAAUUCCACAGCUGCAAAAUCUGUUGCUGCAAGGCCUAUUAGGAGGUCUGGUAGGUUGAUGGCAGCAUUUAAGGAGCCCGAUCCCAACAAAGAGAUACCCACUAUUGACCUAACAUGUGAUGAUUCACAACCAGCAGUAUGCACUCGGGAACCGGCCAGGGCACUCGGAGUUGUCAUUCGAGAACCAGUAAGAAAGCCAGCAAGAGUGGUGGUACCAACAGUGGAGAAGGGUAUACGAAGAAUGGAAGCUAAAAACAAAGGGAAAAAACCAAUAUGGCAGCCUUGA